AUGAUCAAAGAAUUGAAUAGGAAAUGUUUUCGAGUUCGGAACGAAAAAGGAGACUAUAUAUGCUUCGCGUUAGACAGAACAUGUGCUGACGAAAUUUUGUGGAAGAAGAAGGUGAGAAUCAAAUGCUUCACGGUCAAUUUAGAUUCGCUUCUAGUGACCUCAAGUAAGACCCUGAAAUUAGAAGAGUUCCUUAAUGUUUACAAUGUACACAAAGAUGCUAUUCAAAAUAAUGCUCAAAAUGUUAUGUGCUCUAGUAGAUAUGUGCUGAAUGAAACUGCUGAUAGCGAUGGACAAUGUUGUAUAUGUAUGGAUAACAAUACUGAAGUGCUUCUUCCAUGCUUGCAUUCAUUCUGUAUGGCUUGUGUCGCUCAGGAAUUAGAAUUCCGCCCACAGUUCAGUUGCCCUAUUUGUAAAACUCGAAUUGAACACCCUAUAGAAAAUUCUUGGGAAGUUGCAGAUCCCCCAGAGCCUUCCGAUAUAGUUUCCUAUCUCAGUAAACUUUCCGGGAAGUAA
Molecule: messenger RNA, 513 nt
Organism: Haemonchus placei
Lineage: Eukaryota; Metazoa; Nematoda; Chromadorea; Rhabditida; Trichostrongylidae
Source: the annotation of a GenBank genome assembly